Molecule: messenger RNA, 1148 nt
Organism: Oppiella nova
Lineage: Eukaryota; Metazoa; Arthropoda; Arachnida; Sarcoptiformes; Oppiidae
Source: the annotation of a GenBank genome assembly
AUUCUCUAUAAUAUUUUAUACAUGCUAACGUUUAUAGUCUAUUCACGGUAUGAUUUAACUUACACGUUUUGCAAAAAGGGGACAGGUAGCCGUCACAUACAAAUGCAUUAUUUAUGAUAAUUAAAACUUUUAAACAUAAAAAGCAUAAAAUGCGAGACAAGGCGUACGAGAUAUGCCGAACAUACCUGAGCGGACAGUGGGAUAACAUCAGCGCCAAUGAUAUGGUGGUUAAGACAAUCAGCGGCGGUUAUAGCAGUCAAUUGUAUUACUGUUCCCUACCGGACACACACGAACCCAUAGAUAAUGAGCCCCGGGAUGUCGUGUAUCGGCUGUACGGGGAGGCCGUGGAUGGGGACGACUAUAAAGUGACGAAUUCGUUGAUAACGAUGUUAUUGUCUGAACGCAGAUUAGGUCCCAAACUGUACGGUGUGUUCGCCGGCGGACGGCUCGAGGAGUAUAUCAAAUCCCGUCCCAUGGCGUACCGGGAACUGCGAGACCCGGACUAUAUGUUACGGAUCGCCAAACAGUUGGCGCAAAUACAUAGCAUGGAUGUGCCCAUCGCUAAGCACCCGCACUGGCUGUUUGACACAAUGGACCAGUACUGGGCACAAGUGGUCGCCUAUACGCCCGAUCCUAACCGCCCACAACUCAUACCAAACCCCUCGUUGGAGCGGGAAUUGUGUGCAUUUGACUACAAAUCUGAGUCGCAAUGGUUGAGACAACUGCUCAGCACCUGUGGAUCACCGGUAGUCUUCUCGCACAACGACCUGUCGGAGGGAAAUAUACUGAUCCCUGAGGACAGCACCGCCUACGAGGACGGUAUGGUGUUUAUUGACUUUGAGUUCGCCGCUUACAACUACCGGGGCUUUGAUUUGGGCGACUAUUUCACGGAAUACCAGUUCGACUACACGAACCCGGAGUACCCGCACUAUUACGCCCACCUCGACGCCUACCCCUCGGAUCAUGAGAAACGACUGUUUAUCAGGGAAUACAUCCGACACUCGACGCACUUGACUAGUGGUAGGCAGACGGAGGACAGGCUGGUCCGGGAGGCCGACUAUUUCGCGUUGGCGUCCCAUCUGUUGUGGUGGGUGUGGGGUAUCCUUAAGGCCCGUACCUCUCGAUUGCGUUACGGAUAUUGGGUUUGA